CUCACCAAACGAACUAACUAGCACAAUGAAGUUAGCAUUAAUAUUUAGCGUAUGUUUUAUAGCGGUUAACGCCGUACCCAAACCCGAGGCCAAGGAGUUUACUGGCAAACGAUGGGCCGUACUGUGCGCUGCGGCCGGCGGUUAUGGCAUUAAUUAUGCUUUUCCGGCCAGUGUAUACCACGCCUAUCACUUGCUAUUGAACCAUGGUAUUCCGGAAGAAAACAUUAUUGUAAUGCACCUCGAUGACUUGGCCUAUAAUAAACAAAAUCCCACACCUGGUAUUGUGGUGAACCAGGUGAAUGGCAGCGAUGUUUACCAUGGUGUGCCCAAACAUUACAUCGGGGCUGAAGUUACUCCCAAGAACUUUUUGGGAGUACUCAGAGGUGACCCAGAGUUAAAAGCUGCCGGAAAGAAGGUUAUCGAGAGUGGUCCCGAUGAUCACGUGUUUGCUUUCCUGUUUGAUCACGGUGGAGCAGAGACCGUAUACUUUACUCAUGGGCAGCUGUUUGCCAAAGAUUUAAACAAGGAGCUUGUCCAGAUGCAUCAGGAUAAGAAAUACGCUAAAAUGUUGUUUUAUAUCGAGGCGUGCGAAGCAGGCUCAAUGUUUAACAACAUUCUACCUGAUAACAUUAACGUAUACGGCGCUACAUCGUCUAAACCCAACGAGCUCAGCUAUCCCUGUUGUCACGAUCCCGUGCGAAAAGUUGGCGUUGGUGGACUGUUUAGCGAUGCCUGGUACAGAGAUAGUGAGACCAAGGACUUAAACACCGAGGUGAUUGAGACCCAGUUCGCUUUUAUUGCCAAGGAGAUUGCCAAAACUGAGCAUCCGCAACACUAUGGUGAUUUGUCUAUUGGCAAAAUGUCCCUGGCUGAGUUUUUCGGUCCGAAAAAGGUAAUUGAUCAUCCAGUGGUUGCCCAGACAAAUGCCAAGCAAUGCGAGAUGGUAAAUCAGCGUGAAAUGGCAAUAUGGUUGGCCGAGAAAAACAUUGAAACAUCCACCGAUGUCAAAGAGAAAUUACACUAUACACAAGAGUUAGAGCGUAUUUUGAAUGGCAGGCAAUACGCGGACAAACAGUUGAACGGUUUGUUGGAAACAUUGAAACCGUUGACCGGUUUGGAGGCCACCGAUGCCCUCAACACCCGCCGGGAGAUCCAUAACCGCGAGUCGGUUAGCGCCGCACCAAAGCCUGAAGAGGCCAAAGAGUUUAAGGGCAAGCGUUGGGUUGUGUUGUGCGCCGCUGCCGGUGGUUAUGGCAUUAACUAUGCUUUCCAGGCCAGCGUAUACCACGCCUACCAUUUAUUGAAAAACCAUGGUAUUCCUGAGGAGAACAUCAUCGUUAUGCACCCUGAUGACUUGGCCUAUAACAAACAAAACCCGACUCAGGGUAUUGUUGUAAACCAGGUCAAAGGUCCCGAUGUCUACCACGAUGUACCCAAACAUUACGUUAAGGACGAAAUUAACCCCAAGACCUUUUUAUCAGUCAUCAGCGGUGAUCCCAAACUGAAGGCUGCGGGAAAGAAGGUGGUUGAAAGUGGCCCUGAUGAUCAUAUAUUUGUCUUUUUAUUUGACCAUGGUGCCACUGAGUUGGUUGCAUUCCGAAGUGGUCAGUUGUAUGCUAAGGACCUGAAAAAUACCCUGGUACAGAUGCACGAGGACAAAAAAUUCGCCAAGAUGCUGUUUUAUCUCGAAGCCUGCGAAUCUGGCUCAAUGUUUGACGGAAUCUUACCUGAUAACAUUAAUGUGUACGCGGCCGCGUCAUCUAGGCCCGAUGAGCCCAGUUACCCAUGCUGCAAUGACCCCAUCAGACACGUUGGUGUUGGUGGUUUGUUCAGCGAUGCCUGGUAUAGAGACAGUGAGACCAAGGACUUGAACACCGAGACUAUUGCCGAACAGUUCACAUUCAUUGCCAAAGAGAUCAAGGGCACUGAGCACUCGGUACACUAUGGUGAUGAAUCGAUUGGCAAAAUGACCCUGGCCGAGUUUUUCGGACCCAAAAAGGUGAUCGAUCAGUCGCUGGUCAGCAAUGUUACCCGUAAUAAUGAACAAUGCCAAUUGGUUAACCAACGCGAGUUGGCCGUAUGGUUGGCCGAGAAAAACAUCCAGGGUGCUACCAAUGUUAAUGACAAAUUGAAAUAUACCCAAGAGUUGGAGCUAAUAUUGAAUGGCAGACAAUACGCGGACAAACAGUUAAACGGUUUGUUUGAAACCCUUAAGCCGUUGACCGGUUUGGAGGCCACCGUUGCCCUCAACACCCGAUCCAAAGUCAAUAACCGCGAGUGUUAUUACAAGUUUGUCCAGACUUUUGAUGAACAGUGCUUUAAUUUAAACAAUAACCCCUACUUCACCGGCAAAUUGCAUGCAUUUGUUAACGUUUGCGAAUCACUGCCACAAACGAGUGCCGCCACCGACAGUGCCAUUGAGCUUAUGGUACAGUACUGUCAACAAAACGCUAACUCAGCUCUUAAUAUCCAGUAAACAUGUUUGAUUUAGUUGAUUUAAACUAGUAC
Messenger RNA from Medioppia subpectinata, 2508 nucleotides. The record is from the annotation of a GenBank genome assembly. NCBI's taxonomy places the organism in Eukaryota, Metazoa, Arthropoda, Arachnida, Sarcoptiformes, Oppiidae.